Messenger RNA from Cyprinus carpio (common carp), 5978 nucleotides. Its product is annotated as tubby protein homolog. The record is from RefSeq and is a predicted model, not a curated record. Gene Ontology annotation, biological process: protein localization to cilium. Gene Ontology annotation, cellular component: cilium. NCBI's taxonomy places the organism in Eukaryota, Metazoa, Chordata, Actinopteri, Cypriniformes, Cyprinidae.
AUUUAUAAGCAGAACUUUUAUGUUCUGUUUAAUAAAGUAUGUAAAGAUAUAGUCUGGGUUGGUUUUAAGUGGACUAAAUGAUUGGAAAAGUCCAGCAUAUGUCACCAAAGGGAAGUCUGUAAUUUUCACAGACAAAAAUUAUGCGUAUAUACAUGGAAAUAUCAUUCACAAUAAUAUCAAUAACAUGCAUUUACAGGAUAUUGGUGCAGCUUCAUUUCAUGCCGACAUCUCUACUCAGCUGUUUUCAGUAGAGCCAUUCACAGAGACUGCCACACUUUUUGAUUGAUCGGUUUACAUGUCAUUCAUCAGACUGAAACAGACAUGGCUGAACAGUCUGAACAGGCUGUUCUAGUCCAGAAUAGGCUGUGAUGUGGACCAGAUCUUUUGCCAGUUAGUCAAAGGUGCUUCUACAUGAGAUUUGUUUAAUGCAUGGUUCUUUCCUAAUGUAAUGUGCUGUAGUUUUGUUUCUUGCUGAUUUUACUUGUAUUCUGAUUAGUUUAACUGGCAAAAACAGCACACAUACACAAAUCGCCAAGAGCAUUUUACUGGUUAAGGAAGAGUGUGGGCCUGACCCAUGCACUAAAUCAACAUGACUAAGUUUGACACUAAGAAAGAUGAGGGAGUCCAGAAGAGAGAUGAGGAAGCUGAUAUACAGUAAAACAGAAUACACUUCAGGCUGCAUGAGGAUAUUACAGAGAAACACGAUGGCUUACAGGAGUGUGCCUAAGACAAAUAUGGAAGGACAUAUAAUUUAAAACCAUACAGGAAGCUGAGGAACAUUGUUUUUCAUUUAGAUUAAAGAAGCCACUGCGUCAUGUUUGAUUAAAAUAAGCAUAAAUGAUUACAAAUUGCCGGAGAAGUCAUGCAUUGUUCUUAAAUUCUGAAUAUGAUUUUAACAUUAAAAGGCAACAUCCACAAUGGUGAUGAGUUCAUUUACUUUUGUUCUCGGUGGCAGCAAAUGAAAGCGGUGUGAUAAUGCUGAUAUUAAAAUAUGUAUAUGAAGUCAGACUUCACAUUUAGCUCAGUGAAGUACCAGGGGGACCAAAAAAAAAAAAAAAGCGGAAAGCCUAUAAACAAAGAGAAAAUAAUAUGCUGAGUUUGGAUUUAGCAUGUUAAAUCAAAGACAAUUACAACUGUGCUGCUCUGUCCCAUGUUAAUGAGUGAAUGAAGGGAUGAAUAAAUCAUGGCUCAGAAAACGCAUUUGUGGCUCCUGCUUUUCAGAGCCUUGUGUAUAUCUGUGUGUGUGUGUGUGUGUGUGUUGAUGGACCAGCGGAGCAUCGCGAAGAACAUCAAAGCAGCUAGACAAAGGGAUUCACUAUUAUAUGUUCUCCCCUUCUUAGGGCUGUGUGUAACGUUAUAAUGACAGUGUCUGAAAGAGAGAGCAAGCGAGAGUGUGAGAGAGAGAAGGGAGGGAAGGAGGCAGUCGGUACAAGGCACAGUGAGCGAGAGCCACAGUACACAGAGCAGUGUAUAAGAUGAUGACGAGAGACACACAGUGAAGGUGAACGGAAGAAUAAAACGAGGGAUUGUGAACAAACAGAAAAAAAAAACAGCACAUGUCGAGGGAACUGGAGUCACACAGAGGCAGCUGAGUCCGGCUCACAAUGAAAAGGAUCCACUGCGGAUUGCAGGCAGGAGCUGUGUGAAUGGAAGAGACUGUAGAUCUGUAGAUAGCGGAGACAGAAGUGCAGGGAAUGGUUGGGCUGCAUGGGCUCUGUUGUUGGCAUCGCUGCUGCUGUCCUACUCUGCUGCUGCUACCCUUUCCCCUGCGCUCUGAACCUGUUCAACGCGUACAGAUAUGAGCUCCAAACACUCAUCUGACUGGAUCCCUUACAGCACCUUGGAUGAUGAGGGCACGAACCUACGACAACAGAAGCUGGACAGACAGCGAGCUUUAUUGGAACAGAAGCAGAAAAAGAAACGUCAGGAGCCCCUGAUGGUGCAGUCUAAUCUGGACGGGCGCUCUCGAGUGCGCAGGACCCGGCAGUCUGAAGAACAGGCUCCCCUUGUGGAGAGCUACCACAGCGGCAACAGCAGCACCAUCUAUCACGUACAAGAAGCGGAACAGGAAGAAGUUAAAGCUGUAGCAGAGAUUCAGGCCCCUCGCUCGGCUAAAAAAACCAAGCCUCCUACCUCCACUCCUCAGACUGGCAGCGCCAAGAAGGAGAAAAAAGGCAAGCACAAAGGAAUUGAUGGGCCCGCUGCCUUCCAGGAUGAGGGUCAGGAGCUGGGCAACCAGAUCCAGAUCCUGACAGUGGGCCACUCACCUGCCCUGGAGAGCGAGGCAGAGGGCCAGGGUGAGGCAGUGGGCAACACACAGUCACAGGGCAAACAGGACCUACGGGUCACCAUGCUGAAGAAAGGAAUCUCCAGUAGCAUGAACUUUGAUGAAGAAGAGGAUGAAGAUGAUUUGGUCAGCUCAAGUUCAUCUCAGCUCAACAGCAACACAAGACCUGGAUCUGCCACCAGCAAAAAGUCUAGCAAGGAGGCGACCUCAGCUUCCAGCCCACUGGCCAAUGAACCAUCCAUCGACGUAGAUGACCUGGAGGAGUUCACUCUCAGACCCGCACCCCAAGGAGUGACCGUGAAAUGCAGGAUCACACGGGAUAAGAAGGGCAUGGACAGGGGCAUGUACCCCACCUACUACCUCCAUCUGGAGAGAGAGGAUGGCAAGAAGGUUUUCCUUUUAGCCGGGAGGAAGAGAAAGAAGAGCAAAACAUCCAAUUACCUCAUCUCCAUCGACCCCACUGACCUAUCACGAGGCGGCGAGAGCUUUAUUGGCAAACUGAGAUCAAACCUUAUGGGUACCAAGUUUACGGUAUAUGACAGCGGUGUGAACCCAGUCAAGACCACCUCCAGCCUAGAAACAGGGAAUCUACGACAGGAGCUUGCUGCAAUCUGCUACGAAACUAAUGUUUUAGGGUUCAAGGGACCUCGGAAGAUGAGCGUCAUUAUUCCUGGAAUGAACAUGGACCAUGAAAGAGUCUCCAUCAGGCCUCGAAAUGACCAUGAGUCUCUACUGGCUCGAUGGCAGAACAAAAGCACUGAGAGUGUGAUAGAGCUUCACAACAAGACGCCUGUGUGGAACGAUGAUACGCAAUCAUAUGUGCUCAACUUUCAUGGCAGGGUCACACAAGCAUCUGUCAAAAAUUUUCAGAUCAUUCAUGACAACGACCCGGAUUACAUUGUGAUGCAGUUUGGUCGUGUAGCAGAGGAUGUCUUUACAAUGGACUACAACUACCCCAUGUGUGCCCUGCAGGCAUUUGCUAUUGCUCUGUCCAGUUUUGACAGCAAGCUAGCCUGUGAGUAGCCAUCUCUCACUGCCAGCCACAAGCACGAAAGGACCCAGCCAGACUGCGUUACAGUCCCAAUCACUGAGUAAAGGGCUGCGGUGAACUCCAAAGCAGCAGGGUCCCUCUCUCAAGAUCCUCCUUUGGAGGCAUGAAUGCGUAUCGAGUUUGUUUCUUUGUGUGAAUGUGCGUGAGCAAGGUGGCAUUUCCACUUUUUCAAAAAGUUGGAGGAAAGCACAAAGACUUCAAAGCUCAAAUGUGGGAGAUUAUCAAAAGAGGAUGCAUUUGUUUGAAUUGAGUCAAAAAUCACUUACUCACUUUCUUAACUUAAACGUCAAGCUAAAACUAACCUUUUGCUAAUGUUAAAAUAAGGGUCUUUUACAGUAGUACUUGUGUCCCUAAGGUUAAAAACAAAAAUAAUUUUGCCAUGGUCAGAAUUCUAUACUAACCAAUCAGUUAUGAUUUUUAACAAGAAAUAUAACAUGUAGCUGUGAUGUAACAGUUUGGAUAUUUGAUUUAAUGAACUUUUGUAAAAUGACUUUCAUAUAUGUGACAUUUCUUGAGUUAUACAUGUCACCUGUGUCAAAACAUGUCUUUUAAAUAUGUAAUGUAUCAGUUCAUGCUUCACAAGGACUCCAAAGCCAGUAUGAAGUAUGACAGUCUGACAUAUUUAUCCACUAUUUAUGUAUUUAUAGAUUUCCAUACCAUCUGCUGCUUGUGUCUUACCCCAUGCCCAUAAUUCACUGUGCUUCAAGCACAAAGCUUGACCAAGGUGCCUUCACAUUUGAGCUUUUGGUGUGGAUUUCUUAAAAAUCAACUGAUGAAUAUGUGACAAUUCCACAAAAUAGAUGUAAUCAUUAUCACUUUGUGUCCAUCUGCACAGUUCUGCAAACGGUUUUCCUACAGUUUUCAAGGGAACAUGAGAUCCAAAAAUGACUUUUAUAUCAUUAGAACAAACCAAAAUAAAUGGUUCACCAUAUCUAGGUCCACACCAGUAGCUCUAGUGUGAAAGCCCCUGAAGUCCAACAUGGUGGAAGAAGUGUGUAGUAAGUAAUUUUAUGUGAUGGUCAGUAUCAGGGUAAGUACAUUAUCAUCUCAUAUUGACCCACUACAUUUGUAGGGGAAUGUACUGAGCACUUUAUUCAGAGAUUAAUGGUGGAAAGCUGUAAAUAUUGUGCCUUUGGAUGAAUCACUUGUGAAGUUGGUGAGAUGCUACAUUGUUUUCUUAAGCCAGUGUUGUUUAUCAUGCAGUUCAUUUUAAUCUUCUGUCUUUGUUCUUGAGAACAAUGUGCAUAUUUCCAGUAUACUGGGCUAUACCUUUCCAGAAAGAUCAGGUUUAUUUGCCUGCUUGUGGAAUAGUUGAUUUUUCGGUCUACUUAUUUGAGACAAUGAGGCAAGUAAGUACGUUUACAUGCACUUUUAAAAGUUUGAUCUCUGCCUACAUUAGUAAUUUGUCAUAGAAACAUUUUAGUCCAACUGAAAUUGCACCGGACUGAUUUUUGGGGUUGGACAACCAGAACUUGAUAAUGUGAUUGUAGCUUGAUUAUAACUGAGCAUGUAAACAUACUGUACUUAGCAACACAGUUUGUUCAAGUCAUCUAUUUAAUUUCCAGCUGCAUGAGGAUAAUUGUGAAUAUAUGGAUUGAACAAAGUGUCAGCGUGGAAUUUAGACAAAACUCAAAUCAUCAUCUUUAAUUGUAUUGUACACUUCUGUGUCUUUGCUGAACAAUGCUGAUGAAUGAAGAAAGGAAAUAAGUGAAGUUUUAUUAUCAGUGUGGCAAUUGAACUAAAAAACAUAACAAAACAUAAAACCUGCUGCACCGACUGCCCUUAAAGCCAAACUAUUCUUGAAAGUGUUGAAAUCUUUAUAUGGCCACACUGAUUUACUAGACAUGCUCUAUUAUGCAUUAGCAUGACUCAAGGUUUAUUUUUUGUCAUACUGUUUUUCAUUUCAGUCAAACGUCACAAAAAAGUCUUGGAACCAUGGAACAUUAGUGUUGAAUGUGUUUUUAAGAAAUCAAUCUAUCAUCAUUUUGUUCCCUGCUGAGAGCCCCUUUGGUUUAAUUUAGAAAAAAAUCAAGUUUGUUGUUCAUCACGCAGAACAUUCUUAAUUGCACAGAACUGUGCAUUUUAAGUUAAAACAACAACAACAACAACAACUAAUAUUUAGAAUGUUAUUCUAAGAUAAAGAGAAGUUUGCUGCAAGUGGCAUACCUUUUUUGUUACUAUUCUUUUUGUCAUAGAAAUGUUGUGGCUUCAGACAUCACAUUUUGAAAUAUAUCUUUCCCCUGGAAAAGUGUUUUUAAUAUUACAUUUUUAUGGAAAAAUUAUAAAAUAUAUAUAAAAUUCUUUGGCCAAAUUGCAAAGAAGUCUGUGUAAAUUAUUAACGUUUGUUUUUUAACUGCCUCGUGAAACCAUUGCAGAACUUUCUAUACUUAUGUACUUAUGUUCUCUAUGUAAUGCUCUAACAGUUUUUGGGUUUGCUCUAAAUGGUUAAAAACACAGAAAAUGUAUGUUUUUUUUCUGCUAUUUUUCAUUGUUUGUUGAAAAAAAAAAAAUCUCACCACUCUUGUGUUAAAGUGAUAAAUGUUAUGUCACACUGUUUUGUAAAAUGUGUACAGUGGUCAGUAUACAGUGUUUGUAUACAGUACUCAAGAUAUGAAAAAAAUAAAACUGAAUGUGAAUUUU